Lactuca virosa is the source of this 1040-nucleotide messenger RNA. The record is from the annotation of a GenBank genome assembly. Lineage: Eukaryota; Viridiplantae; Streptophyta; Magnoliopsida; Asterales; Asteraceae.
GUUAAAAAGGAAAAAAGAUAAAACCAUUCCGAUGUCUGAAAAAAAAUCCUGGACAGGGAUAUCAUUGAUAAUCAGAAGCAAAAAUGGCGACAAAGCUUCUUCAUCCUCAAACCCCAACUUCCCACGUGCUUCCUUUUUCGAUACCAUCUCUACCAAAGAUGUCCAGAAGUCACACUCAAAGGCCGCCUUCAUUCAAUAACUCAAUCCAAUUUUUCCUACCAAAAUCCAAUUUCGCCAUUAAAGUUGCAGAACCAAGCUCUAACAUAGUAGGCGCCAAUGAAGACGAGGAUAUAGCAACUGAAGAAUCUCCGGUAGAUUAUUCAACAAUCACUCGACUCAAAACAGACAUUAAUAAAGCUCUGGAAGGAUACAAUCGAGGCAUUUUUGGAAUGCCAAGUGAGAAGAAAUCGGAAAUUGAAGAUAUGGUGAAGUUGCUUGAGUCUCUGAAUCCAAAUCCACACCCAACUCUCGAUCUUGAUAAGUUGGGUGGAUGCUGGAAGCUAAUAUACAGUACAAUAACCAUCCUUGGAUCGAGAAGAACGAAAUUGGGAUUGAGAGAUUUUAUCAGUUUGGGAGAUUUCUUGCAGAUUAUUGAUAUUGUUAAGGGGAAAGCAGUCAAUGUGAUCAUGUUCAAUGUGAGAGGUCUGAAUCUCUUCAGUGGGAAGCUUAUAAUCGAGGCCUCCUUCAAGAUUUCUACCAAUUCAAGGGUAGACAUAAGUUACAACACCUCAACUAUUAUCCCUGACCAGUUGAUGAACAUGUUUCGGAAAAACUAUGACAUUCUUCUUGGGAUUUUUAACCCUGAUGGUUGGUUGGAAAUAACAUACGUGGAUGACACCCUAAGAAUAGGGAGGGAUGACAAAGGCAACAUCUUCAUAUUGGAGAGAUCAAAGGAAACUAAUCUUUAAGUCUUGGUUUCAUAUUCCUGUUAAGAAAAUUCACAUUUUUGGCAAAUAUGUUGUUAUUUUUUUAUUUUUAUUUAAAGAAACAAAGGUUUAGAGAUUAUUAUGUAAAUGUUUCUGACAUGAUUUAAUGUUAAA